UUCCUCGUAAAUCAACUCGACUCUCGUCAGUCGAGUUUAUUGUUCGGUUGGGGGAAGAGUGUCGUAUUGUGCUUUAUAACUUUAGCUACAUUACGAAAAUAGUGUUUGAUGUGUAAAAUUUGUUGAUAACAUAAUAUUCAUAACAGUGCGGACUGUUUUAUACGAAUAAAAAUUAAAUGUGGGUGUGUUAAGUGGUAGUUUCUCCUAUUGAUAACAAUGGAUGGGCACGUUAAAUAUUACGAGGGAUGCGGACAGGAAGGGCCUAUUCGUUGUAUAUUUCUGUGUGAAUUCCAUCCGACUGCCGGACCGAAAAUAACGUGCCAAGUGCCAGAAAACUAUAUAUCCAAAGAAAUAUUUGAUACAGUGAGCCAUUACAUUAUACCGAAAGUGCAACUGCAGCGAUGCACGUUGACUGUGACUCUCCUCGGCUCCAAGAUCCUGGGCUUCCCUGUGCGCAUAGACAACAAGAAGUACGCUCGCAAUGCGUAUUACUUUAAUCUGUGCUUCGUGUGCGACGCGUGGGCCAGGACUGUCCACCUGGAGCCGCUCGUCAAGAAGCUCACUGAGUAUUUGCUCUCCAUGGAGCUGGAGAGCGAGUGGCUUUCGAAACAGUCGACGUCGGGCGACGCGAAGGCGCUCGGCGGGCUGAUGCGGCAGGUGAUGCAGGACAUCAACAGCCGCAGGAUGUGCACGCUCACCGUCGGUACCACUACCACCCACCUCACGGUGGUGAGGGUGAACAGCGACCCGGCGCCGGUGAAGGACCACCAGGUACCAGUGUUCCUGUAUAGUCGACAGUCGUUCGUCGCUGACCAGUGGGACCUCACCACUAACCAGAUCUUACCAUACGUGGACGGGUUCAACCACGUGUCCAAGAUCGCGGCGCUGACGGACGUGGAGAUCAGCCUGGUGCGCGCGUGCGUGCAAAACCUCGUGUAUUACGGGGUUGUCACUUUGGUGCCCAUCUUCCAAUACUGUGCUGUGUACAGCGCGACGCCUAAAUUACGGCAGCUGACGCGAUGCGCGGGUCUUCAGCGGCAAUGCGUAGAAUUCUGCGCGAGAUCCCCUCGUCAGCUGCCCAAAGUGAGUGACCUGUUCCGGAUGUAUGCUGGCAUGUCGUACGGCAGCACGAUCCGCGACCUGUGCAGGCGCAUGAAGCCGCAGGAGCUCGCCAUCAACGAGCGGAAGCUGGUGCUCUUCGGAGUGCUCGAAGGACUCAUACGGAGGGUGUAUAAGUAUCCAAUAACGUUAAACAACGAAGACUCGGCGUCAGUACACAGCGAGGACAGCGACCACAGCGCCCCCAUGGUGCGCACCUACAACGGCCUCGCGUGCCUCGACGAACUCUGCUGCCAAGGAGGACUCUCCGCCUCACAACUAGAGGAACAGCUCGAGCGAGAUAGCAACGUCAUCUUCAUCGUCAAGUGAGUGGCAGAUCGAAUGAUCUGUAAAGCAGGUUUUAGUAUAGCAAAAAAUAUCACCCCAAAUGAUUAAGUGUUAGCAGUCAUGGCAAGCUGAUUUUGUAGCUUGCAGGAUUUUUUUAUGAUUAAAUGUUGGCAGUUUAGCAAGUUGACUUCUGAUUUUGUAGCUUGCAGGAAUUUUUUAUGAUUAAAUGUUAGCAGUUUAGCAAGUUGACUUCUGAUUUUGUAACUUGCAGGGAUUUUUGUGAUUUAAUGUUAGCAGUUUAGCAAGUUGACUUCUGAUUUUGUAGCUUGCAGGAUAUUUUUAUGAUUAAAUGUUAGCAGUUUAGCAAGCUGACUUCUGAUUUUGUAGCUUGCAGGAUAUUUUUAUGAUUAAAUGUUAGCAGUUUAGCAAGCUGACUUCUGAUUUUGUAGCUUGCAGGAUAUUUUUAUGAUUAAAUGUUAGCAGUUUAGCAAGCUGACUUCUGAUUUUGUAGCUUGCAGGAUAUUUUUAUGAUUAAACUAGCUUCCGCCCGCAGCUUCGCCCGCGUGGGUUUCGGGUUUCAAAAAUGGAGAAGGUGCUCAAUUUGUCGGGAUGUUUUUUUAAUUUAUGGUGGUAUGCAGGUGGUCCGAUUGUCCGGUCAGGGUCUGAUGAUGGGAUCCUGGUGUAAUCGAAGGAACUUUUAACCAUUAAGGUUGCACACGAAAUGA
Messenger RNA from Manduca sexta (tobacco hornworm), 2111 nucleotides. It is a transcript of the gene Nprl2, whose product is annotated as GATOR complex protein NPRL2. Gene Ontology annotation, molecular function: GTPase activator activity. NCBI's taxonomy places the organism in Eukaryota, Metazoa, Arthropoda, Insecta, Lepidoptera, Sphingidae. Gene Ontology annotation, cellular component: GATOR1 complex; vacuolar membrane. The transcript has 8 exons. Bases 217 to 1428 code for a protein of 403 amino acids. The record is from RefSeq and is a predicted model, not a curated record. Gene Ontology annotation, biological process: positive regulation of autophagy; negative regulation of TORC1 signaling; cellular response to amino acid starvation.